AUGCCCACGAUCUGUCUCCAUCCUCGCCCUGCAGCACCUGUAGCAAUAACAGCUACAACUGCCUCACAAUCCAUCAACAACCCCCUUCCACAACUCCUACAAACCCCAUCAGGCCUUGCCAUCCUCGAACUUCAAGGCACAAUAAACGUGCCCUCACUAGGCAAUGGAAACGACUAUGAAAUAGACUCCUACCCAGGAGAGUCUCAGGGUGCUAAUUGCUUUGAAACUCCGAUCGGAAAACUCAUAUUCCCCGACUACUCGCCCCAGAACCCGGAUGAUACCAAGUGGAUGAAACGGGUAUAUUUUUACAUUGGGCGGUACCAACGUAUGACUGGUGAAGUAAAGAAACUUCCGCGACCUAUUGCUGUUAUUCAGAAGCGCCCUUCGACGGAAGUGGAGGAAUUGGAGAUCGUCGAAAUCGUGCGGUAUAAGGUGUUUUUCAAGAAUCGACCAGAGCCUGUCAACGAUGUGUGA
Molecule: messenger RNA, 474 nt
Organism: Penicillium taxi
Lineage: Eukaryota; Fungi; Ascomycota; Eurotiomycetes; Eurotiales; Aspergillaceae
Product: Ctf8 family protein
Exons: 1
Coding region: 1-474 (157 amino acids)
Biological process (GO): mitotic sister chromatid cohesion
Cellular component (GO): Ctf18 RFC-like complex
Source: RefSeq, a predicted model, not a curated record